AUGAAGAUAUAUGGCGUAACGGACCCGGCGACACUAGAAGCACUGGCAUGCCGCGAGGCACUUGCACUGGCAGCGGACCUGGGCCUUGCUCGCAUCAUUAUCGCUAGCGACUGCCAAGAGGUUGUGAAAGACAUCAAGAAUAGCACCGGGGGAGCCUACGCGAGCACUACCAGGGAGAUUGUGGAAACAUCAGCUACUUUUGACAGUUGCACCUUCAUCUUCGAAGGGAGAGCAACCAAUAUUGAGGUGCAGAUGAUACUGGGAGGCAAAACGCCUCGCUCGAUCCAAAACACCCGCUCCCGGGGCUUGGGUUCUUCGUGCGGCUCUGGGAGUUUCGCCUUCCCCUCGCCUGUUAGGGUUACGCCGUCGCCCCGGCCUACGCCGACUGGAUUCAACGGGGUGCGGGCGGACGCUGGAGAAGAAGGUCUCCUAGGGCCUCGCCGCCGAAUGGAUCCCGCCGCAAAGCGGGUCGCCCCAGGCAGCAAAUGGACCAGAGACCCGCAGCUCGGGGACCUCGUCCUCGCCAAGGUCAAGGGCUACCCUUACUGGCCAGCCAAGGUGUGCAGGCCGGAGGAUUGGAAGCUGCAGCCUUCUCCGCGCAAGUUCUUCGUAGUCUUCUUCGGCGCCAAAGAUAUUGCUCAUGUAGCCUUGCAAGAUCUCUUGCCAUUUACAGAAGAGGUGAAGAGUGACUUGGUAAAUCAAGCUCGAGAGAAACGAUUCCCGGUAAGACAUGCGAAGGGUCUUGAAGAAGCCUUGGCGGAGAUACUCGAGGCCUAUGAUGAACUGGCAAAAUCAUCUGAAAUUGCCAAUGGUUUGUUGCCAGAUCAAAGUCUUGAUCCCGUUGGAAAACCUACAGAGCCCCUUGUAAAAACACGUGAUGGUGGUGGGACUCCUAAACUGGAACAACUGCCAAAGUCAUCUGAAUCUGCCAAUGGUUUGUUGCCUGAUCCAACUCUUGGUCUGAUUGAAAAACCUACAGAGUCCCUUGUAAAGACACGUGACGAUGGUGGCACUCCGAAACUGGCGCAACUUCCAAAAUCAUCUGAAACCGCCAAUGUUUUGUUUCCUGAUCAAAUUCCUGAUCCGAUUGAAAAACAUACAGAGCCCCUUGUAAAGCGACCUGCUGAUGGUGGGACUCUAAAACUGGAACAAACUGAUGAUUUCCAGAAGAGGUACUCGAGCCUCAAUAGAAGAAAAAAGAGAGUUCCGUUUGCUGCCAUUGAAGAGAGGAACUUGGAGGAUCCCUAUGGCAUACCAAAAUGCAUUGCUGCGCUUGAAGGAUUGCCGGAGUUGCAAAUGGAAGAUAUACUAAAAGCAGCUGACCUCUUCAUGGAUAACAAGGGCAACAGAGAAGUCUUCCUCUCUUUUUCCAGUAGCGCAUUGCGGCUUGGCUGGUUAAGAAGAAAAAUUCACAACACCAGUGAAAUGGCUGGUUAAGAAGAAACAUUCAGUACACCUUGUGAAAUGGCCAGUUAAGAAGAAAUAUGCCCCUUGGAGAAGAUUUUUGCGUCAAUUACAAGGGUUGGUUUUGUAUGCGGUUCUAAACACACUUGUGGUACUACUAAUGCAAUGUUAAUGGUACGUAGCAAAUUAUCUAGUGCUAAGGUGUUGGGCUAACUUUUGUGUGUAUGUGCCCCUGGGCAGAUGUGCUAGUACUAGUGCAAUGUUAAGUGACACUUGAUCACAAAUCCAUUUAAUUUAAUUGAGUA
This is a messenger RNA of Triticum dicoccoides, 1709 nucleotides long. RefSeq names its product protein HUA2-LIKE 1-like. The record is from RefSeq and is a predicted model, not a curated record. Gene Ontology annotation, molecular function: nucleic acid binding; RNA-DNA hybrid ribonuclease activity. The coding region runs from base 1 to 1437 and encodes 478 amino acids. The transcript is spliced from 4 exons. NCBI's taxonomy places the organism in Eukaryota, Viridiplantae, Streptophyta, Magnoliopsida, Poales, Poaceae.